Molecule: messenger RNA, 2312 nt
Organism: Dreissena polymorpha
Lineage: Eukaryota; Metazoa; Mollusca; Bivalvia; Myida; Dreissenidae
Exons: 2
Coding region: 337-1707 (456 amino acids)
Biological process (GO): negative regulation of translation; proteasome-mediated ubiquitin-dependent protein catabolic process; protein polyubiquitination
Molecular function (GO): translation repressor activity; ubiquitin protein ligase activity; protein binding
Source: RefSeq, a predicted model, not a curated record
UGAAAUAUUGAACAUAGCAACUUGAUAUUUGGCAUGCAUGUGUAUCUCAUGGAGCUGCUCAUUUUGAGUGGUGAAAGGUCAAGGUCAUCCUUCAAGGUCAAAGGUAAAAAUAAAGCGGCGCAUUAAGGGGCAUUGUGUUUCUGACAAACACAUUUCCUGUUAAAAUACAAAUAUAGUGAAACAUCAGCUGCACCAGCACAAAAGAAAACUUAUAUACAAUACUGUCCUUAAUGUUAUUAUCACUCUAUGUCUUAAUGGUCAUUAUAUAUAGCAACUGACCGAAAGCAAAAACUCGUACAAUUAAUUUUUAUAUAUUACAUGUGGUAAUUAUGAUACAUGUUGCUUUUCAGACAGUGCGCCAAUGUGACUCUAAUUUGUGACUCGGUCAAAAAGAUGUCAUUGAAUAUGCUACAGUUGUUAAACAGUCUUGAAACUAUUUUAAAUGAACUAAAUAAGUUAAAAAGUACACAAGAGUCCAGCAUUCAGUCUGUGGAGGAAUCAUAUGGUAAACAACUUCAAGAAAUCGGAGACAUGCGAAAGAAAUUAAAUGCUUCUUUGGAUGCACUAGAAAUUGCAACCAAAAAAGAACUGGAUGAAAUUAGGACCACAUUGCAAACCGCUCUGAAGAAGGAUGUUGACAAGUGCAGCAAACUAAAGGAUGAACUGAAACAACUCUCUGAAGCUGUAAAUGUCCUUUGUGAUAAGAGCAACAAAGAAAUUAAGUUCAUAGCCAGCAGAAAAUGUCUGGACAAGAUACAAGAGUCUGAGUCAUAUCUGAAGAAGAAAUCUGUUAAGGUGCAGAAUUCUAUCAUUUUCAAGGCAAACAGUGACAUCGAGAAGUACCUGUCACAACAGGCAAGUCUAGGGAGGAUUGUAGACAGUUUGCAGUCUCUCACACUCAAUAUGAAUCCCUAUCAGGUGUUAUUUGUGAAGAGCAAAUCUGAGUUUAUUGUCAGUAUAUCAAGUGACACAAGUCAGACUUGCAGUAUCAAAGGCAUUUGCUGCCUGCCUAGUGGCCAGGUCAUUGUCACAGAUUACAAUAAUAAAAAAGUGAAGCUGUUGGACAAGCAUUACAAUGUGUCUAGUCACUCUGAUGUGCCUGGUAAUCCAUAUGAUAUUUGCCAAAUCACAUCCACUGAGGUGGCUGUAUCUGUUGGAAAAGAAGUGCAAUUUAUCUCUGUGAGCAAUGGGCAGCUGGUGAAUGGAAGGAAGUUCCUGUUAACACAUGAUGCUGUAGGCAUCGCCUACAAUAAGGGAGCACUGUAUGUCACCUCUAGAAUUGCCCUGUACCAAUACACCCUGUUUGGAUCACUUAUUAAAAAGAUUUAUGAGGAUGCAAGUGGCUCUUGUGCAGUAUGGAAAUGUGCAGUGAGUCCGGCUGGGGACUGGAUCUAUGUGCUCAACAACACGCAGAACAAGGUCAUCACUCUGGCUAUAGAUGGCACCCUGAUAUCCACCUUUGAGGACCCUGAAUUACAAUCACCAUAUGGUGUUCAUGUCACACCAUCAGGACAAGUGCUAGUCUGUGGAUACAGCUCCAAUACUGUCAUAAAGGUGGAUCAUGAAGGAAGAAAGAAACUGGCAACUCUGGUAUCAAACAAAGAUGGAGUGUGCGGCCCACUGUCUGUCUGCUUCAACACCAACACUGACCAGAUCAUUGUGGGACUAAAUAAUGACAAUACAAUUUAUGUUUUGGAAUUGCAAUAGCUAUUCCAGUAAGGAAAAAAACAUUUAAAUGCUGUUAUACGUGUUAUUCCUUUUUUUGUCGGAACAUUAAAUCAUGGAAGAUUUAUCUUUAUAAACAAUUAAUUGAACUUAAUUUUGAAAAUGACUUGAUUGAAUUAUCUAGGAAUGUAGAAAACAAGGAUGUAUGACUGCUAUCUAUGAUGUGGAUGCUGAUUAGUCCUUUUGUAUUGCUUAGGCCGACAAUAACAAUAUCUUUAUUUGCCUUUGCCUAAAAUAUCUAUGAACAUGUCCCUAUAGAGGAGAAAGUUGCAGCAAACGUAUUGCUUUUCCUUUCAAGAUUAAUCUUUAAUUUAUUAUUUAUUAACCAAAACAUCAAGAGGACCAAAAGCCCAUGUGGACAAAGUAACCAUACAGUGUUUUCAAAUAAUAUAGUUUUUGAUUAUAAAAAGUAACAAUACAUUAUAUUGCAACAAUACAUACAUGUAUUAUUAAAUAUUUGCCUAUUAUAUUUGUAACUAUUUGCCUAUUAUAUUUGUAACUAUUUAUAGUAUAUAUGUAAUUACAAAUGUCUAAUUGCGUCAAAUUUUAAAGUAACAUUACAACUCAAAAUCAACGAAAAAAUCGUA